AUGUCCAAAAUUGAUGUGCAAUGGCCCUCCAGGGAAGAGGGGCACAGCAUGGCACGGGCUGUGGUCCGGAGUAUGGGUGGAUUUACUUUGGGUUUGUCCUUGGCCACAGCCUACGGGCUCCUGGAGCUUCUGGUGGAGGGACACAGCCCCUAUGGCUGCCUGGUGGCCACCGUCACUUUGGCUGCCUUCCUUAGCCUGGGCAUGGGGUUCUCCGCCAAGGUCCGUGCUACUGUCUUCCUGCUGCUCCCCCAGGCCUUCUCCAGGCAGGGCCGGAUGCUGGUGUUGGUGGCUGCAUUUGGGCUGGUGCUGCAAGGGCCUUGUGCCAACACCCUACGCAACUUCACCCGUGCCAGUGAAGCUGUGGCCUGUGGGGCAGAGCUGGCGCUGAACCAGACUGCUGAAGUGCUGGAGCAGGCCAAGCAGCCCCUUGUCAGUGCUCUGACCAAGAUUAAAGCUAUUGCCCAGAGGGCCAAAGCGGUGGCUGACCGGGUACGCAGGUUCUUCCGGUCCAUCAUGGAUGGUGUAAAACAUGUAGCCAGGUCCCUGCGGAAUGUGUGGUACUGGCUCCUUCACAUCGGUGAUGUGUGCAACUCAGAGCUGGGCAACCCGUACACAAAAUGCACUCGGGUGUUUGAUGACGCCAAGGACAACUGUAUGAAGGUCGUGAAGCAAGCCCCUCACCUGUGUUACACGAUCAUGCCCUUCAAACUGGUGCUCUGUGGACUUGCCAGCUUGGUCCAGAUGUUCUGCGUCAUCCCCACGUACAUCCAGCUCUUCCUGCGAAAGACCAUCAGCACCCCCGUGAUACAGCUACUUAACCGGGUGCGUCGUGAGUUUGAAUUCAAUAUGACAGCCACCCACUACUUCUCCGUGGACCUCAAUGCCUCUCGGAGCCUGUCCCAGGUGGCUUUGGACCUUCACGAGGCCGUCAGCGAGAAGCUGCACAGUGUCAGGGAGGUCCUGGCCCUGAUGGGCUACACCACGCCUCUGUUUUUUGCACUUCUCUACCUCCAAGCCCUGUGGUAUCGGUACGGUUACCUGCACUGGGAUAAUUUCGACAACAUCUAUAUCACCAGGCGCUUCCUGAGCAUGGAAGCGGUGCGCUCCAUGGCAGGGCUGCCUACGGUGCUGCCACUCAGUUCUCACGAGGCCAGACACUACAUCCAGCCAGGCUCCAUCUUCCUGACCCGAUGGGAGCACAUUUUUUAUACUUUGGAGAUCUUUGACCUCGCCCGCCAUCUCCUCAUUGUGUUCCUCCUGGUCUCUCUGGACUACGCUGUCUUCUGGGUACUUGACCUGGCCCGGUACCACCUCCAGGGAGAGAUUGUAGCCCGCAGCCCUGUGCUGGUGUCUAUAAAGGUGGAAGGGACCGGCUAUUCCGGGAAUAUUUACCGUGACUUGGUGUCAGCUUUUGACAUUCUGCAACAAGGCAACGUCAGUAUACUGUCCCGACGCUGCCGCCUCCACCCCUCAGAACCAGAUGCCAACAGUUACAUCGUCAUCGGUACCAUGUACGGCCUGAGCUUCUUCGUCACUCUGUUUGGCAGCUAUGUCAGCAGGCUGCGGCGUGUCAUCUGUGCCUCCUAUUACCCUUCCAGGGAACAGGAAAGGAUCUCCCACCUCUACAACAUGCUUUUGAGUCGUCGAACCAACGUGCUGGCUGCAGUGCACAGAGCAGUGAAGCGCCGGGCAGCUGACCAGGGCCACACGAGUGUCCUCCAGGUGCUAGCCAGCCGGUGCCCUUUCCUGAGUCCGCUGCUCGGCCCUUUUUUGCCGCGUCAGUCCUACUGCCUGGGCUGUGGGCAGCCUGAAGAAGAUAAAGGGGGCAUGGAGAGUUUUGUGUCCUGCAGUACUCCAGGCUGCAAAGGUCUCUACUGCCCUUCAUGCUUUCGUCUCCUGGACAACACCUGCUCCGUGUGUGCAUCCCCCCUUUCCAUCGGGGGGCUCCUGGACCUAGAACUGGACUCUAGUGAUGAGGAGGGUCCUCAGCUGUGGCUGGCUGCAGCUCACAGAAGUGGCCCGGGGCAGGAACUGAAACUUCGACAACAGCUCCAGGAAGCACUGGACAUGACUCUCUCAGACAAGUCCCGCCCAGAGUCCAGUGUCCAGGACGAAGAGGAAAAGCCUCAAAGGAAGCUCCUGCAGGAACUCCCAGAAGCUCAGCAGUUUGUGGGCCUUGCCUCACCUCCGGAGCCCCAGGCACCUUCUCAGAAAUCCACUGCCUCCAAAGCAGCUCCCUCCCCAGCCUUAGAACCUCUGGACCCCUCCCAUUCACCCCCAAAAUAA
Messenger RNA from Acomys russatus (golden spiny mouse), 2286 nucleotides. It is a transcript of the gene Dcst2, whose product is annotated as DC-STAMP domain containing 2. Gene Ontology annotation, cellular component: membrane. NCBI's taxonomy places the organism in Eukaryota, Metazoa, Chordata, Mammalia, Rodentia, Muridae. The record is from RefSeq and is a predicted model, not a curated record. Bases 1 to 2286 code for a protein of 761 amino acids. The transcript has 15 exons.